Spodoptera littoralis (African cotton leafworm) is the source of this 342-nucleotide messenger RNA. NCBI's taxonomy places the organism in Eukaryota, Metazoa, Arthropoda, Insecta, Lepidoptera, Noctuidae. The record is from the annotation of a GenBank genome assembly.
AUGUCACGACCCGUUCUAUCGACGCAUGUGUUGGACACAUCUACGGGGAGGCCUGCAGCGGCUCUGUUUGUUGAAUUAUACAAGAAAAAAGAAAAUUCGUGGGCACUAUGGCACAGCACAACGACCACUAGUGAUGGGCGAAUACAAUUUCCGUUUACAAACGACUCGAUGUCUGGAGGAACAUACAAGUUAAUGUUUAAAGUCGGUGAUUAUUAUAAAAUGCUUGAUAAGGAGACGAUAUAUCCCUUUGUUGAGAUAACGUUCAACACCAAAGACGGCGAACACUACCACAUACCCCUACUGCUGAGCCCCUACGGAUACUCCACCUAUAGAGGAAGUUAA